Drosophila eugracilis is the source of this 860-nucleotide messenger RNA. RefSeq names its product protein SGT1 homolog (gene Sgt1). The record is from RefSeq and is a predicted model, not a curated record. The transcript has a single exon. Gene Ontology annotation, molecular function: protein-folding chaperone binding. Bases 155 to 694 code for a protein of 179 amino acids. Gene Ontology annotation, biological process: protein stabilization. Lineage: Eukaryota; Metazoa; Arthropoda; Insecta; Diptera; Drosophilidae.
AAAAACAAUCGAAUUUAUUGUCACAUUAGUUUCGACUAAUUUUGUUGUGGAUAUUUCCGAGCAAAGUAAACUUUUUUCCAUAGGCAAGAGCAAAAAAUAUAGGGGAGUCCCGCCCUGAAUAAGUUAAGUUUGUUUUUACUGGAAAACCAUCAAAAUGUCUGUGCGUCAUGACUGGUACCAAUCAGAGACAAAGGUAGUCAUCACCGUGCUCCUGAAGAACGCCGCCGAUAAGAACUAUGCUGUGGAGAUUUCCCAGAACCGUGUCCAUAUGACGGCGGAUGGCUAUGAGUUGGACCUAAAUCUUCUUCACCCCAUCGUUGUGGAGCGGUCUUCCCACAAGGCCUUUCCCUCUAAAGUUGAGAUCACUCUGGCCAAGGAGACGGGAGUUCGCUGGGAAAACCUGGAGGAGAAGGCCGUCGUAGCUGUUCCUGUUAAACCAAAGGCGAAGAACUGGGAUCGACUGGUCAGCGAGGAGGAGAAGAUCGACGAGAAGGAAGCCAAGGGCGAGACGGCCCUCAACAACCUGUUUAAGAAGAUCUACAGCACAUCAUCACCCGAGGUCCAAAAGGCCAUGAAUAAGUCUUUCUCGGAAUCUGGAGGCACCGUUCUCAGCACCAACUGGAGCGAAGUUGGCAAGGAGAAGGUUAACGUCAAGCCGCCAGAUGGAACAGAGUUCCGCGAGUGGGAGAAGUAGGCCGGUAUACUCCGCACACCCCCGUAUUUAUAAAGUUAUGGAGAGAUUUGAAAAAGAAAAACCUAAGAUAUAUUUUUAUCUAUUGAUUGAUCGUCAACAAAGAACAAAAUGUUAAGAACACAAACUAACAACAAUUGUUUGAAUAAAUUUGAUUUAAGCAUGGCAA